GCCAACGUCAUCGAUCAGCACUCAUUCUUCCCUUUACAUUUGAGAGCUUCAUUACCACAGGCGCUGUUCUUCCUCUGUUAACACUUGGGUGUGACAUCUAUCAAUCUAUCCAAUCCAUCAUUUCUCACAAGGAGCACCAAGGUUUAAUCUGACAUUAAUUACAGCACCCAAGAAAAGAGAGAUUCCCUGGGAACAUCUCAGCAAGAGCAGCUACAUAAUAUAGUGUAUCUCUGGUCAGAAAGGACAAACAACGCUUCCUGAACCCCUGCCUGUGCUCUCCAUCAGCAGCCAAAAAUGGGGAAUGCCAAAAGCAGCGCUAUGUCCAAGGAGAUCCUGGAGGAUCUCAAACUCAACACCAAAUUCUCAGAGAACGAACUGUCACAGUGGUACGAGAACUUCCAGAAACAGUGUCCGUCUGGCCGUAUCACACCAGAAGAGUUUAAAAAGAUCUACGAGCGCUUUUUCCCAGACAGUGAUGCUGCAGCAUACGCCCAGCACGUCUUCCGCUCCUUUGACACGAAUGAUGAUGGAACGCUGGAUUUCAAGGAAUACAUUAUUGCUCUACACAUGACAUCAACUGGAAAGACGGAACGAAAGCUGGAGUGGGCCUUUUCACUUUUUGAUGUCGAUAAGAACGGCUACAUCACCAAGUCAGAAGUGGCUGAAAUCUGUCAGGCUAUCUUUAAGCUGAUCCCUAAAGAAGAGCAGGAAAAUCUUCCAGCAGAUGAGAACACUCCUGAGAAGAGAGCGGACAAACUGUGGUCGUUCUUCGAUAAAAAAGAUAAUGAGCGAUUGGCCGAGGGUGAGUUUAUUCAAGGCAUUCUUGACAAUGAAGGCGCGAUCCACCUUAUUCAGUAUGAGCCCCACAAAUAAUAAUAAAACCAGAACAAUAACUGUAUUUUUCCUGUCAUAUAAUUUCCUUUGGUCAAGUGUUUCCCCCCCUGAUUUCUUUUUUCCCCAUGUUGUUUGUUUUUAACUUUUAAUCUGGGCAUGUCUGUCCUGUUUCUUGUAUUAGUGCAACAUGAGUCAUUCUGUAAAUAUUUCAAAGCCCAUUAACCUCAAUAUGUUUUGAGUGAGUCCUGAUAGACAGAAUGAUGCUAGACUGAAGUAAUAGGAAACUGUCAAAUCUGGGAACAAAUGUUGAAAUGUGUGAAAUUCUGUAUGAAGACUUAAGAAGAGUUUCUGGCAGAUGAAAUGAUGAUACUGAAAGCAAAUAUUAUUUUUCUUUAUGAAUCAAAGUGAGAACAGGCUCAUUCAUGUUUUUCUUGUAAAAUGUAGUAAAAUACAGAUAUAUCAAUGAAGCCAAUAAAGCCACUAGACUGUGUGGAAAAAUAACAAAACAUAAUUUGAUCCAGACUUAUCGUCCAGCAUGUUAAUACAUCAACCUUUGCCAUUAACAGUAUGCAAAUCAGUUUUUUUGAUGUCAACUGCUGUGGAAUAAACCUGAAACUGUAAGAGCUA
Messenger RNA from Carassius carassius (crucian carp), 1461 nucleotides. RefSeq names its product recoverin 2 (gene rcvrn2). Gene Ontology annotation, molecular function: calcium ion binding. Bases 295 to 873 code for a protein of 192 amino acids. The record is from RefSeq and is a predicted model, not a curated record. The transcript has 3 exons. Lineage: Eukaryota; Metazoa; Chordata; Actinopteri; Cypriniformes; Cyprinidae.